Messenger RNA from Ruditapes philippinarum (Manila clam), 7568 nucleotides. Its product is annotated as autophagy-related protein 9A-like. The transcript has 22 exons. The coding region runs from base 224 to 2623 and encodes 799 amino acids. The record is from RefSeq and is a predicted model, not a curated record. Gene Ontology annotation, biological process: protein localization to phagophore assembly site; autophagy of mitochondrion. Gene Ontology annotation, cellular component: autophagosome; phagophore assembly site. Lineage: Eukaryota; Metazoa; Mollusca; Bivalvia; Venerida; Veneridae.
CACCGUCCAGAUAAAUUUACCCAGAAAUCACCAUUUUGUUUUCUUUUUUGACAGAUGAUGAAAAUUGCGUUUCAUUGACAUAGUUAUGAGCAAUACUUAUAUCUUUGCUUUUAAACAUUAGAAGCUCAUCAAAGCUACCCUAUACUCGUAUCUGAAAUUACGAACUUUAAAAAUAAUUACAAUGUGAUUCGCACACACAUGUGAAUAUUAAACAGUUAUAGAGAUGGCUGAGUUUGAGACACAGUACCAGCAGUUGUCUGUUUAUGAUGAUGAUGACACUGGGGAGGAAACUGACAACCCUACUGAAGACCAUUUAAUGAUUCAUGUCGUUCCUGAAGGGAACAAAGCUCGUUGGAAUCAUAUUGAGAACCUAGAUGAGUUUUUUACCAGAGUUUACCAGUAUCAUCAGAGACAGGGGUUUAUGUGCAUGGUGCUGGAAGAUUUUCUACAAUUAUUACAAUUUGUGUUUGUGGUCGUGUUUUCUACAUUUCUAAUAGUAUGUGUAAAGUAUGAUGAACUGUUUGACAAUGUAUAUCGUAAUAGAACCAGCCAUCAUAAAGUUACACUAGAUGAUACCAUAAAGACACAUGACGAGUGCUUACAAUCAUUUACAUCAACUAUUAUAUUCUGCCUGAUAGUAGCAGCAGCAUUUUGGUUGUUCCGUGUAUUGAAGGUCAUCUAUAAUGUGUUCUUGUAUUAUGAGAUCCGUUCCUUCUACCAUACAGCUUUAAAAAUAACUGCCACUGACUUACCUAACCUGACAUGGCAUGAAGUGCAAACAAGAAUAUUAGAAGUUCAGAAAGAUCAGCAAAUGUGUAUACAUAAAUCUGACCUUACACAGUUAGAUAUAUAUCAUCGUAUAUUAAGAUUUAAGAAUUAUACAUUAGCCAUGGUGAACAAAUCUGUGCUACCACUUAAAGUACAUGUGCCUUUUGUUGGAGAAUAUGUCUUUUUAAGUACUGGGCUCAAGUAUAAUAUUGAAUUUCUCCUCUUUUGGGGUCCUUGGUCAGCAUUUGAAAACAAAUGGCAUUUAAAAGAGGAAUAUAAAGAUAAAAGCUUUGCAAAGAGAAAACAACUUGCUGAAACGUUGUCUCAGCGUAUUCUAUGGUUAGGAAUUGCCAAUCUAGCAUUAUCUCCAUUGAUAUUUCUCUGGCAGAUACUUUAUUCUUUCUUCAGAUAUGCUGAGUUGGUAAAGAGGCAGCCAGCAUUUUUGGGUUCUAGAAGAUGGUCAAACUACGGUAGACAAUAUUUGAGACAUUUUAAUGAACUUGACCAUGAAUUCAAUGCAAGGUUAAACCGGGGCUAUAAAGCGGCUGACAUGUAUCUGAGUAUAUUUAGUUCACCAUUGAUGUCGAUAAUUGCUAAAAAUGUGGCAUUUUUUGCUGGUUCCGUGUUAGCUGUAUUGGUUGUGUUAACUGUGAUAGAUGAAGAUGUACUCAAUGUAGAACAUGUUCUAACCAUUAUGACCAUUGCUGGUGUUAUUGUGACAUCAUGUAAAGUGUUUAUACCAGAUGAGCAUGCUGUGUAUUGUCCGGAAGUCUUAUUAAGGAACGUGUUGGCGCAGAUACAUUACAUGCCUGAUCACUGGAGUGGAAAUGCACAUACAUCUAAAGUUAGGGGAGAAUUCUCCUUACUCUUCCAGUUUAAAGCAAUAUACCUACUAGAGGAAUUACUUAGUCCACUCAUCACUCCGCUUUUGUUGAUAUUCAAAUUCCGAGGAAAAGCUGGUGACUUUGUGGAGUUCUUCCAUAACUUUACAGUAGAUGUUGUUGGGGUGGGUGAUGUGUGCUCCUUUGCUCAAAUGGACAUUAGAAAACAUGGUAAUCCACAGUGGACAAAUGGGGAGGAGUCACAGGCCAGUCAGAAAGAACAAGGAGAAGAUGGUAAAACAGAAAUGUCACUCAUGCAUUUCCAUUUAACCAACCCUGAAUGGAAGCCUCCAGAAAAUUGCAGCAUGUUCCUACAUAAUGUCAAAGAUCACAUCCAGCGAGAUGUGGUAGCUAUGAGUUCAAUGCAACAGGACCUGAUGGGAGGAGGGGCCUUCCAGAGUAUGAUACCAAGCGGUGCAACCGGUAUUGGUCUUGGGUAUGCUAGUCUAGUUUCCAGUAUAACAGGUCAAAGUGCAAUGUUGUCACCCUCGGUGAAUAUGUCAGCUCCUUUUACAUCAGGCAUAACACCUAAGUUGAGAGGAGCUGUGUCACAGUCUGAGGGACCACUGUCAGGGUCAGGAGGGGGUUUAGGUUCAAGUUUUCACAGUCCAAGUGUUUCCAUGACAGGACCACCUACACUUCAACCUAUUUCACAACCCCACUCACUUAUACAACCACCAUCUUCCCUAAUUCAACCAACAUCUACAUCUCAAAGACAUUAUGAUGAGGGCCAGAUAGAACUCAUGUCUACAGAUAUGAGUUUUAGUGCUUUAUACAUGCAUGAUCUUAGAACCAGAAGAGCUAGAGGAUAUUAUGAGAAUCUAGAUGAUAUCCGUGCAAGAUCACUGUGGCAACGUCAUGACACGCCUCAAGCCACUCCCUCAUCAGGGGGAACAACUCCCAUGCCAAAUAUAGAAGAGCAACCCAUGGAGGAAGACAAUGGAACAAAAGAAGGGGAGAAUAACUUUGUAUGAUACAUUGUACUUCUGAAAGGAUCUUAGUAAAUCGAACUUGGCCAGUUUUGUUUCCAUUAAAAUUUGUGGUUUGACAAUUUAUUAAAGUCAUAAUUGAACACAUAUUGUAGUGCAGAAAAAAAAAUUGAUUUUGCUUAAGUGUCUUCAGUCAAGUUUGAUCAAAAUAAACUAUAUGUACAAUCAGACUUGAAUGUGGAGAUUAGUUAUAGAAUCAUAUGUGUCAUAAAUGAAUGUUAACGGGUGCCGAUGGAUAUUUUAUAAAUCUAAUCAUAUUGAACAGGGAAAAGUGAACAAUAUUUAACACAAGAUUGUUAGAACCUUUGUCAGGAGGUGGACUUUAUAACACAGUGUUAUUUUAACAGAAUAAUAACUUGUGUUAUAUUGUUUAUUUAGGUAUGAAAGUAAAAGAAUACCACUGCACUUACGGAAUGUGUACAUGCAUCAUUAUGUGUGAACAUUGCUGUUGGUAUACAUAGACAAAAAUGAGUAAUUUACCAUUUGAAAUACCAGUAUAAAACUGCUGUGAUUAAACAUUGUGAGACAAAUGUUGAUGUCUAAAUGUUGAUGGUUAAAUGUCAAUGGCUAAAUGUUGAUGGCUAAAUGUUGACAGCUAAAUUUUGAUGGCUAAAUGUUGAUAGCUAAAUGUUGGUUAGCUAAAUAUUAUUGGCUAAUUGUCAAUGGCUAAAUGUUAUUGGCUAAAUAUCAAUGUCUAAAUGUUGAUGGCUAAAGGUUGAUGGCUAAAUAUUGUUGUAAAAUGUUGGCAGAUAAGAUGAGAGGGAGAAUAUAGGCAUAUUGAAUUGUUUGGCUUUCACACCUUUGUUAGGUGUCCACAGACAUCCUGGAAUGUUGUGUGUGUGUGUUUUUAGCUCACCUGUCACAAAGUGACAGGGUGAGCUUUUGUGAUCGCUUUUCGUCCGGCGUCCGUCCGGCGUCCGUAAACUUUUACUUUAAAUGACAUCUCCUCAUAAACCAUUAGGCCAAUUUCAUCCAAACUUCACAGGAAUGUUCCUUUGGUGGUCAACUUUAAAAAUUGUUCAAAGAAUUUAAUUCCAUGCAGAACUCUGGUUGCCAUGGCAACCGAAAGAAAAAAACUUUAAAUAUCUUCUUUUAAAAAACCCUAAGAGCUAGAGCUUAGAUAUUUGGCAUGAAACAUCUUCUAGUGAGUGUCUACCAGGUUUGUUCAAAUAAAAGCCCUGGGGUCAAAAUUGGCCCCGCCCCAGGGGGUCAUUGAUUUUCCCUAUAUGCAUAUAGUAAAAACUUAAAAAAUCUUCUUUUAAAGAACUCAAAGAGCUAGAGCUAAGAUAUUUAGCAUCAAACAUGUUCUAAUAGGUGUCUACCAAGUUUGUUCAAAUAAAAGCCCUGGGGUCAAAAUUGGCCCCGCCCUGGGGGUCAUUGAUUUUCCUUAUAUGUGUAUAGCAAAAACUUAAAAAAUCUUCUUUGAAAAAACCCAAAUAGCUAGAGUUUAGAUAUUAAGCAUGAAACAUCUUCUAGUAAGUGUCUACAAAGUUUGUUUAAAUAAAAGCCCUGGGGUCAAAACUGGCCCCGCCCCAGGGGUGUCAUUGUUUUUAACUAUAUGUGUAUAGUAAAAACUUAAAAUCUUCUUUGAAAAAACCCAAACAGCUAGAGUUUAGAUAUUAAGCAUGAAACAUCUUCUAGUUAGUGUCUACAAAGUUUGUUCAAAUAAAAGCCCUGGGGUCAAAACUGGCCCCGCCCCAGGGGUGUCAUUGUUUUUAACUAUAUGUGUAUAGUAAAAACUUAAAAUCUUCUUUGAAAAAACCCAAACAGCUAGAGUUUAGAUAUUAAGCAUGAAACAUCUUCUAGUUAGUGUCUACAAAGUUUGUUCAAAUAAAAGCCCUGGGGUCAAAACUGGCCCCGCCCCAGGGGUCUCAUUGUUUUUAACUAUAUGUGUAUAGUAAAAACUUAAAAAAUCUUCUUUUAAAAAGCCCAAUGAGCUAGAGCUUAGAUGUUUAGCAUGAAACAUCUGCUUAUGGGUGUGUGGGGAGGGGGGCUAUAUACAGGUGAGCGACCUCAGGGCCAUCAUGGCCCUCUUGUUUUAUAUAAAGUUAGUAUUAACUUUGCAAUGUUUAAAUAUUUUUUGUCAUUUUAGGAAACAUUGUCUUGAAAUUAGUAGUGCUCAAACCUUUAAUCCCACAUAUGGGUGACAAGCUCUGGCAUUUAAAUACAAAUAUUUUAAUUAUUUAAACAGAGCUUGAAAAUAGAUGUGUUUAUCAUUAAAUAAUAGUUUCUUUACUAAACUUGUUAUUAAAAAAAUUGUAAUUCAUGACAAAUAAUUCUAUUUUGAUAUUCAUUUGUAUCUUAUAGAUGCAAUAAUUAAGAAAUGUUAAUUGUUAAAUUUGAAGGUCGCAUUGAUUAUUUCAUUAUGUUGGUUUUAAAAAAAAUGCACGUUUAUAUUGAUGCAUGCAAUGGUGAGUGUGUAUAUCUUGGCUAAAAGUAAAUAUAUAAUCAUAUGGUAUGGUGAUUUUUUUUUGUAUAAGUGAACUUACCAAAAUAAUUUGGAUUUGAAAAGAUGAUUUUGUUCAUAAAAUGUGACAGAUUCCAUAUCUCUGUUAAUUGUUGAUUUUAAUCAUAAUAUUUUCAUCUAGAGAUUUUCACUGUUGAUAUAUAGGGUAUACUUAAAAUGGGCAGUUGAGAAUAAAAAACUCUUAUAUAUACAUGUGGUGAAGAUCUUUUUCCUGUAAGCUUCACAUUCUUUAAUUAACAGACUGAACAGUUGAGAACAUUAUUACUGUACAGAAUAUAUUCACAGAUUAAGGAAAGGAAUGUUAACAUACCAUGCUAGCUUGUUGAACAUUAGUGGUUCUACUCCAGGUGUCUUCGUGUGCUUGAAAUGAUAUAUGUAGAGGCACUAGUAAAGCUGGAAAGUUGCCAUAUGACCUUUACAUUGUUGCUGCAACCAAGGGGAAAAAAGUGUUAGCUUAAUUUACUUUAUUUGUUAACAAUAUAUUCAAUAUUUUAUCUAUUAUUUAAGCUCACUUUACUGGAACUAAAAGAGACCAACCUUUUAUGUAUCAGUAUGGGGCCAGUCUGUGCAGUGUGACCAGACUCUUUAUACUGUUGACACAUUGAUAUCCCUAUAUUUUAUAAUGGACAGUUCCUAAAAUGGAAGCUGGACAAGUCCAUUUUAGAAUUUUAGCGGGUUAAGCCGUUUUGGUUAAAACAUAAAACAUGUAUUUCCAUUGCAAAUAUUGCAUGUGAAUUGGAGGUUUGCUUCUUCAACAACAACAAAACGUGUCACACAUAAAUGAAGACUUUGACAAUAAUCUAUUUUACUCAUUUUAUCAGAGCAUAGAAUAUAAUACCUGAUGAUUAUUCACCUGUUUGUUUUUGCUUGUGUGAUGUUAACAUGUAUUCUUUCAUACAGCUAUUAUAGUAGUAGAAUAUUUAUUAUGUUUUGCUUCAUUCAAGUGUAAAACUCGUUAUCAUAUAUUAGUUUCAAAUGUAUACCUUUGGGAGAUGAUCUUAUGAUUUGUUAUAAUCAUUGGAAAUUUGUGUUUGAAAAGACAGAUAAUACAAGGUUAUUAAUUGGUUGAACUGAUUUUACUGAUUUGCGCCAAAUUUAAUGUGGAAGAAUGCUUUUUCAUUAAAUACCACACUGAAACAGUGUUUUAUUUUUUUCAUCUUUUUUUAUUAAGUGUUUUACUACUAAGUAUUAUUUAUAUUUAUAACUAAUUGUUAUAACAGGUACUGAGUAAUAUUAGAAAUUAAACUUAACACAUGAAACGUUUUACAGUUUAAUAUGAUACCUUACUUUCAUUACUUAUCAAUAUACAUCAGUUUUAAUAAUACUCUUAUAAAACUUUCUAUUUUAUCUUUAAAUAUAACCACAGAAACUUAUUUUAUUAACAUGUCCAAAAUAUAUCACUUUAAUUUUAAUCGGAAGUAAUUUCAAGAAGAUCUUGCAAACGAUAAACCUACAGAAUUUCUAACUUGUAUGCUAAAUCAUCUAAGCUAAUAUAUUAAUAAAAGGCGGGAAAAUAAUCAAGAAAAUCAUACAAAGCAUGAGGCGGGAAAAUAUAAAGUAGUUUAAAAUGUAUUAACACAUUUCUAAGGAGUUUUCUUAUUACUUAAACAAAGUCAGGAGCAUACUCAAAUGACAAAUGUUUCAAUUUAACUUUACUAUAAUAGCUUAUGAUAAAAAAAAUCACAAAAUUUGCGACAGUCUAGCUUUCGAUUUGAAUUUUGUGACACUGCGGGUAGGUAUAAGUGUACCGUCUUAGUAGCGAAACAUUUGUAAUAAUAACUAAUAAAGGGAAAGUUUUUUCAUAAGCAGGGAAUACAACAAUAGAUGCCAAAAAAAGGUUUUGAAAAUAAUCUUUGAAGUUUUGCCAAUAUUUUCUUAUAUACUUUUUUGUCUGUAACAAAUUAAUUUUUCAUAAAUUCAAGGAAUAAAGUACAUGAAUAUAUGAAUUGAUAAUGUUAUUGACAUAUUGUCUAUGUUUUAUUGACCUAUUUUGAAGCUUUGGGUUUCAUUGUUGAAUAUUUUGUUUAAAUUUUCAAAUCUUCCAUUCUUGAUAUCAGAAGCAUGAUAUCUUUCAUGUCAUUUGGUUGAAACAUUAGUCACAUGGCAACUGUACAGUAAUUUUGUGAUGUGUUAAUUAAAACAAGAUCAGAAUUAGAGUGUUUCAUUUAGAGAUAGGUAGCUUAUAUUACAGGGUCAUAUGUAUUGUCAAAACACAGGUUUAACUAUCAAAACACAGGUUUAACCGUAUUAUCCAUUAGGAAGUGUUGUCAAAACACAGGUUUAACUGUAUCAUUCAUUAUGAUGUGUUGUUAAUUUGUCAAUGUUGUGUAUCUUUUUUAUAUAGAAACUUGUGUUAGUGUUGAAUUCUUUUUCAAUAGUUGUAAAUAUGUACAGUUGUUAAAACAGUGUACAAUGUUAUGAUCCAUUGCCAUUUUAUUAAAUUAUAACUAAUUUAUUUAAAAA